GUCGCCCGUCCAUCGCAGCCAUGACCAAAUUCGCGCUCUUUCGAUCGAAGAAGCUCGACAUAUCAUGCUUCAUCAACAACAAGAAUCUGCGUGACCACACCAAGCGCAAAGUCUUCGAACAGACCGAGCCCGAGCGACAAGCACUGCGAUAUCUCAUUCGAAACACAUCGUUGCCCCAACGGACGCGGGCGCAGGCGCAACUCCAACUAAGUCAGAUGCAUUGCUAUACCCGAAGCACGCAGAUCAAGAACCGAUGUGUGAUGGGCGGCAAGGGAAGAGGGAUCUUCCAGGACUUCAGAAUGGCAAGGUAUCAAUUCCGCAUGAAUGCGCUUGCUGGCCGAAUUCCUGGCGUUAAGAAGGCGAGUUGGUAAGGUAGGGCGUGGUGGAUUAUAUUGGGCAGUACAAGCAUUGGGAGGAGUCGGGAACAGAAUCGACGCCGCAGGGCAGGCUCUGAUACGCUGGCACAGAAAUGAUGGUCUUAUUGCUUGAAGCGGUGGAGAAGGGCGUGCGGAGAGGCUCGCAGACCAGGUGAGGUUGUGGGAGAAGAUGCGCAUCUAUAUCUGCAACAGCGAGGACCAGGGACCGGUCGAAUGUCGCAACGAGCGACUUUACACAACGAGGCAGCCGCGUUCAGCAGUGCGUCGCGGAACUCAAAUCUAGGGAGGGAAGGCACGAGGUGUAGGCAUCCCCACACAAGCGCCUCCAAGAUUUAUUGCAUCCUCUCCCAUUCCUGCCCUUUCUCUGCACUCUCCAUCUGCGAAGACCACAUACAUGGCGGUCAGUCAUUUUCACCGCUGGUCUCACAACACGGCUCCUUUCAGGACAUGUCUAGAACACCUAGGUCCUUCAAAAGUUCGAGUGAUCGAACAGAAAUCUGAAACACUGUCUCAAGGCAAAUAUUAGUGAUAACGUCGUUGUGUUAUAAGAAUUGCUCGCUCUCUCCGGGCAUUGAGGG
Messenger RNA from Pseudocercospora fijiensis CIRAD86, 955 nucleotides. RefSeq lists its product as uncharacterized. The coding region runs from base 21 to 371 and encodes 116 amino acids. Gene Ontology annotation, cellular component: ribosome; mitochondrial small ribosomal subunit. Lineage: Eukaryota; Fungi; Ascomycota; Dothideomycetes; Mycosphaerellales; Mycosphaerellaceae. The record is from RefSeq and is a predicted model, not a curated record. Gene Ontology annotation, molecular function: structural constituent of ribosome. Gene Ontology annotation, biological process: translation. The transcript has 2 exons.